CCUCCACGCCACUCUCACCCGCUCUUCAUUUACACCUCCUCACCUCACGCUCCUCCUCCUCUACCUCCUCCUUGUCACUCGUUCACUCGUCUCCGUCCCAAGAUAGGAGCCCAGCACAAACUCCCACGAUCAUUCUCUUCCAGAACUUAGAGACAAAAAUGAAGAUCAGUUAGAGGAGGGUUUUCCAAUUCCUACUCGCCUCGCGCUUCCAGUAGUUAGCGCAUUGUUCCUUCUGCUCCGUCGUUUCUUCCGUCCCGCAGCCCGCAGCGGUUGCGGCGAGGUUCUUCCAUUCGAGAAGAUGGCGCUAGCUCUGCGGCUCCUCCUCGCGCUCCUGGCAAUUGGAUCCUGCAUAGCUGCCGACCACGUCGACCUGUGGCCGAUGCCCAAGUCGGUGUCCCACGGGACGCAGAGGCUCUACGUCAGCAACAACGCCACCAUGUCGAUGGCGGGAAGCAAGUAUUCCGACGGCAAGGCGAUCCUCAAGGACGCCUUCCAAAGGAUGCUCGAUUUGAUGAAGCUCAACCACAACGCUGACGGUGCAAACCCAAGCUCCUCCCUGCUUACCGGUGUUAACAUAGUCGUUCUUUCGACACAAGAUGAGCUCGGUUUCGAGGUGGACGAGUCAUACAACCUGACUGUUCCUACAAUAGGGGAGCCACUGCAUGCGCAGAUUGAGGCUCAAACAGUUUUUGGAGCACUUCACGCCUUACAGACAUUUAGCCAACUGUGUCACUUUGAGUUCACAUCAAGGCUUAUUGGACUCAACUCAGCUCCGUGGAUGAUUAGUGAUGCGCCCAGAUUUCCUUACCGAGGCCUUCUUAUUGAUACCUCAAGGCAUUAUCUUCCUCUCGCGACAAUUAAAGGAGUGAUUGAUGCAAUGACAUACAGUAAACUGAAUGUUCUCCAUUGGCAUAUCGUGGAUGAGCAGUCAUUUCCGAUUGAAAUACCUUCAUACCCAAAACUGUGGAACGGUUCAUACUCAUAUUCUGAGAGAUACACAAUGCCUGAUGCCAUCGACAUCGUACGAUAUGCUGAAAAAAGAGGUGUAAAUGUCUUGGCCGAGAUUGAUGUUCCUGGCCAUGCUCGCUCAUGGGGUGUUGGCUACCCAGAAUUGUGGCCAUCAGAUAGCUGCAGAGAACCGCUUGAUGUCAGUAACAACUUUACCUUCAAAGUUAUUGAUGGUAUUCUUUCAGAUUUUAGCAAGGUUUUCAAAUUCAAAUUUGCCCACUUAGGAGGUGAUGAAGUCAAUACAAGCUGCUGGACUGAAACACCCCACAUUAAGGAAUGGUUGAAUAAUAACCACAUGAAUGUGUCGGAUGCAUACAGAUAUUUUGUGUUAAGAGCCCAAAAGAUAGCAAUAUCACAUGGAUACGAAGUCAUUAACUGGGAAGAAACGUUUAACAACUUCGGAGAUAAGUUGGACCGUAAAACUGUGGUGCAUAACUGGCUUGGGGGGGAUGUAGCACCAAAAGUGGUUGCUGCAGGGCUGAGAUGCAUAGUAAGCAACCAGGAUAAGUGGUACCUAGAUCACUUGGAUGCCACAUGGGAAGGAUUUUACCUGAAUGAACCCCUGAAAGGAAUCAACAACACAGAACAGCAACGGUUGGUUAUUGGUGGUGAGGUUUGCAUGUGGGGAGAGCAAAUCGAUGCAUCGGAUAUUGAACAAACUAUUUGGCCACGUGCUGCAGCAGCUGCAGAGAGACUGUGGAGUCCACUUGAGCAGAUUGCUGAAGACACCAGGUCAGCCACAUCAAGACUGUCACGCUUCAGGUGUUUGCUGAAUCAGAGAGGGGUAGCUGCUGCACCACUAGCUGGCGAUGGCCGUACAGCACCAUAUGAACCUGGUCCCUGUGUAAGGCAAUAGGAUAUUCAUAGCAAAAUUUGAAGUAGCAUUCAAAGAGGAUACACAUCAUUUCACAAGUGUUAGUUCAGCAUUAUGAAUCUGAAGUAGUUACAUGGUUGUGUAGACUAUAGAAGGUUUCAGUGAGUCCUUACUGUUCUUUAUGUA
Triticum aestivum (bread wheat) is the source of this 2008-nucleotide messenger RNA. Its product is annotated as beta-hexosaminidase 3. Gene Ontology annotation, biological process: carbohydrate metabolic process; glycosaminoglycan metabolic process. The record is from RefSeq and is a predicted model, not a curated record. Gene Ontology annotation, molecular function: beta-N-acetylhexosaminidase activity. Gene Ontology annotation, cellular component: membrane. The transcript is spliced from 14 exons. Bases 299 to 1864 code for a protein of 521 amino acids. NCBI's taxonomy places the organism in Eukaryota, Viridiplantae, Streptophyta, Magnoliopsida, Poales, Poaceae.